AAAAAGUUUUUAAAAAAAAAGAAGAAAGAAAGGAAAAUGGCACCCGAAGCCCCAUCCUCCACCCUCCUCGCCUGGGCAACCACCCUCACCCCGCACCACAUCACCCCCCUCCUCCUCCUCCUCUCACUCACAACCCUAACAAUCAUCUGGUACGCCCACUCCUGGCACCAGCUGCGCGCCUUCCCCGGCCCGCGCCUCGCCUCAUUCUCCUACCUCUGGAUGCUGCGGACCUGGCGGGCCGGCGCGCAGGCGGCGCGGUACGGCCCGCUCAACGCCCGGCACGGGACCACCACGACCCGGACGGUGCGCAUCGGCCCGCGCGACCUGCUGACCGACGACCCGGCGCAGGUGCGGCGCAUGGGCGCGGCCCGCAGCGCCUACCGCCGCAGCGACUGGUACUCGCCGCUGCGCCUGGACCCGUACGGGGUCGGGCUGUUCAGUCUGAGGGAUGUUGCGGCGCAUGAUCGGUUGAAGGCGAAGAUGGCGUUUGGGUACGGCGGCAGGGAGAACCCCGGGCUGGAGGCGGAUGUGGAUGCCGUCUUGGCGCAGUUCGUGGACUUGUUGGCGAGGAAGUGCGUUCCUGUGGUUGAGGGCACUGGCACGGGCUCGGUGGGGGAGACGAAGGGGGUGGAUUUGGCGAGGGUGGUGCAGUAUUUUACGAUGGAUGCUAUUAGUAGGAUUGCGUACGGGGAGGAGUUUGGGUUUUUGAAGACUGAUUCGGAUGUGUUUGGUGCGAUUGACGGGGCUGAGCAGGGGAUUCCGUUGCUGGUCUUGAUGGCCGAGGUGCCGUUUCUUGGACGAUUAUUCACGCAGCCGUGGCUGGUAAAGCUGGUUGGGCCGAAGAAGACGGAUGCUGGGGGGAUGGGCAAGAUGUUGGCCAUCGCAGAGCAGGUUGUUGCAGAGCGGUUCGGCCCUGACGCUAAGGACCAGAGGGACAUGCUCGGCGCCUUCGUUCGCCACGGGGUUGCGCAGCGCGAGUGCGAGAUCGAGGUACCUUUCCAGUUGGUCGCCGGUUCGGACACCACCGCCACAACCAUCCGCGGCACCAUGCUCCAUCUUGCAUCAACCAGACGCGCAUAUGUAAAACUCCAAAAGGAGAUAGACACUGGCGUGGCCGAAGGCCGUAUCUCAAGCCCAAUCACGGGUGAAGAGGCUAAGAAACUGGAGUAUCUGCAAGCCGUCAUCUACGAGGGGCUGCGGAUACAAAUCCCCAUAUCCGGCUUGUUCAUGAAAGAAGUCCCACCCGAAGGCGACACCAUCGACGGCAUCUUCGUUCCCGGUGGCACACGUAUCGCACACAACACGCAGGGAAUUAUGCGCCGGCGGGACAUCUUUGGCGACGAUGCCGACAUCUUCCGGCCUGAGCGUUGGAUCGGCAUCUCACCGGAGAAGAGACAGGAGAUGGUGCAGACGACAGAGCUCGUGUUCGGAUACGGCCGAUGGGGGUGCUCGGGUAAACCGGUUGCCUUUUUGGAGCUGAACAAGGUUUAUGUUGAGUUGCUCCGACGGUUCGACUUUGAGAUUCUGUAUCCCAAGCGGCCCUGGCAUGAGACGAACUACAACGUGUUCUUUCAUUCGGAACAAUGGAUGCGGGUGACGGAGCGUGCCGAAGAGGCGCACUGAGGUGUGAAACGGUCAUUAUCGCCCGUUGAUACCUUAAUGAGUGAGUUGGGGACGAGGCAUAUCGGUAGAAGGGGUUGCGUCAUUCUUACGGCUCGCGAUGACCUAGUAGGUUGGAGACUUGAGGCACU
Molecule: messenger RNA, 1751 nt
Organism: Chaetomium fimeti
Lineage: Eukaryota; Fungi; Ascomycota; Sordariomycetes; Sordariales; Chaetomiaceae
Product: cytochrome P450
Exons: 4
Coding region: 37-1623 (528 amino acids)
Molecular function (GO): iron ion binding; oxidoreductase activity, acting on paired donors, with incorporation or reduction of molecular oxygen; monooxygenase activity
Source: RefSeq, a predicted model, not a curated record